Coturnix japonica (Japanese quail) is the source of this 676-nucleotide messenger RNA. It is a transcript of the gene ATP5PD, whose product is annotated as ATP synthase peripheral stalk subunit d. The record is from RefSeq and is a predicted model, not a curated record. Gene Ontology annotation, molecular function: proton transmembrane transporter activity. Gene Ontology annotation, biological process: proton motive force-driven ATP synthesis. NCBI's taxonomy places the organism in Eukaryota, Metazoa, Chordata, Aves, Galliformes, Phasianidae.
GAGCGGCAUCACGCGUUUCCGCUGGCGCCGCGCUCUGAUUGGCCGAAGGCGACCGGACUUCCGGUGCGUCGCUCGGCUGCGUCAGAGGACGGUGCUGGCGGACGGUGAAGCCCGCUGUCAUGGCGGCGCGCAGAGCUGCCGUCCGGGCCGUGGACUGGGCCGCCUUCGCCGAGCGGGUUCCCGCCAACCAACGCGCCAUGUUCAACGCGCUCAAGACCCGAAGCGACGCGCUGAGCGCGCGGUUGGCUGCGCUCCCCGAGAAGCCCCCCACCAUCGACUGGGCUCACUACAAGGCGGCUGUGGCGAAAGCCGGCAUGGUGGAUGAGUUCCAGAAGAAGUUCAGCGCACUGAAGGUCCCUGAACCAGUGGAUAAUCAAACUGCCAAAAUUGAUGCCCAAGAGCAGGAAGCUGCUAAGAACAUUGUUGAGUAUGUGAAGGCUUCCAAGGCUCGUAUUGCUGAGUAUGAGCAGCAACUUCAGAAGCUCAAAAGCAUGAUUCCAUUUGAGCAGAUGACUUUUGAAGACUUGCAUGAAGCUUUCCCUGAAACCAGGCUGGACAAGGAGAAGUAUCCGUUCUGGCCACACAAACCCAUUGCUGAUCUGUAAACUGGCUUGGAAGCAGUUUAUCUGAUGACUAUCAGAAUGAAUUAUCUUAAAUAAAAGUGUUUUCCCUCCUG